Aspergillus wentii DTO 134E9 is the source of this 2007-nucleotide messenger RNA. RefSeq names its product ribosome biogenesis GTPase LSG1. Lineage: Eukaryota; Fungi; Ascomycota; Eurotiomycetes; Eurotiales; Aspergillaceae. Gene Ontology annotation, cellular component: cytosol. Gene Ontology annotation, biological process: ribosomal subunit export from nucleus. Gene Ontology annotation, molecular function: GTP binding; GTPase activity. The coding region runs from base 1 to 2007 and encodes 668 amino acids. The record is from RefSeq and is a predicted model, not a curated record. The transcript has a single exon.
AUGGUUCUCGCAAAAUCCAAAAACUCCGUGGGGCUGGGUAACAGCCUCAUGAAGGACCGGUUUGGCAAAGGCAAAGCGUCAAACCAGAAGAAAGUCUCGCACAAUAAUUCCGUGGCCCGUAAAGACAUGAAUGGUGAGAUGUACGUCACCAAUGGUGCUAAGGAGGCUUCGUGGGUGAAGAUGCGCAGUAUUACGGAACAGGCCGCCCUCGAUGAAUUCCUGAGCACCGCAGAGCUUGCAGGCACCGACUUCACGGCCGAGAAGAUCAACAACGUCAAGAUCAUCCAUGCGGACCAGAAGAACCCCUACCUCCUAUCAGCCUCCGAGGAGAGAUCGGCUGUCAAGAAGCAACAGAAGAACAAGGCCCGUUUGACCGUUCCGAGAAGACCCAAGUGGGAUAAGACAACGACACCGGCGGAGUUGGACGUGAUGGAACGACAGAGUCUCUUGGAAUGGCGGAGAGGUCUGGCUGAGCUUCAGGAAACCAAUGACCUUCUGAUGACCCCCUUUGAACGAAACUUGGAAGUGUGGAGACAGCUUUGGCGUGUCAUUGAACGUUCUGACCUCGUUGUACAAAUUGUCGAUGCCCGAAACCCGUUGCUGUUCCGCUGUGAGGAUCUCGACAUCUACGUCAAGGAAAUCGAUCCCAAGAAGGCCAAUUUGUUGCUUGUCAACAAGGCCGAUAUGUUGACUGAGAAGCAAAGAGAGUCGUGGGCGGACUACUUCGAGCGACAAGGCAUCGAUUACCGGUUCUUUUCGGCUCACUUGGCCAAGGACCGAAAUGAGGCGCGCCAGUUGGAGGCAGACCAGGCUGGUAGUGACAGCGAGGAAAGACUGGCUGAUGCAACCAAGACAAUGGGUAUCCAGGAUGCGAAGGGCAAACAGCCGGCGACUGAAGAGGAUCAAGGUGAAGAUAGAGGCGAUGAUCUUGCCGGUGCCAGCAAAUCUCGGAGAACAGAGAUUCUCGAUACGGACGAGCUGGAAGAGCUCUUCCUCGCCAACACGCCUGAAACUCUUCCUCAGAGCGAUAACCCAGACCAAAAGCCCAAGCAAAGGACCGUCAUCGGUCUCGUUGGUUACCCCAACGUCGGAAAGUCUAGCACAAUCAACGCCCUUCUUGGAGCCAAGAAGGUCUCCGUGUCCGCAACACCAGGAAAGACCAAGCAUUUCCAAACGCUCAACCUGUCUCCUAAGAUCAUGCUUUGCGAUUGCCCCGGUUUGGUGUUCCCUAACUUUGCCUCGACCAAGGCUGAACUCGUUGUCAACGGUGUGCUGCCCAUCGACCAACAGCGUGAAUUCAUCGGCCCUGCCGGACUGGUUGCUCAGCGUAUCCCAAGAAACUUUGUGGAAAAUGUUUACGGUGUGAAGAUCAACACCCGGCCCAUCGAAGAGGGCGGUACUGGUGUUCCAACUGCCUAUGAACUCUUGCGAGCCUAUGCCAGAGCUCGUGGUUUCGCUACUACCGGUCAAGGACAGCCUGAUGAGUCCAGAGCAGCCAGAUAUGUCUUGAAGGACUAUGUCAAUGGUAAACUACUUUUCUGCCACCCACCACCUACACCUGAGGGCCAGGACCCCAUCGAUCCCUUGGUGUUCAACGAAGAACUCUACGAUGUCGCCCAUCUUCCAACGCGACGACAAGAGAUUCUCGCCAAAGCUGCCCAAGAAGACCCCGAAAAUGCCGAUCUCGAUCCCGCCCUUGGAUCGCUGCCCCCUGUCAAGCAGCGCCCUGCGGAAUUGGGUGCCCGAUCUCGGAAUCUGGACACCGGCUUCUUCGGACCUGGAUCCAAAAUGUCUGCCGGCCGCAUGACGAUGCCCUUCAACUCCCAGUACACGGAACAAGGACAACAGAUCCGGACAAACCUGACCGGACGCAAGGAAAGACUAAUGGUCGCGUUGGAUCGAGGCGUGGACGUUUCCGAAGUGCGACCCAACACCAAGAAGCAUUUCAAGGCCAACAAGAAGAAGGCCAAGAAGGAGCGUAGGGCAGGCGAGGACGACGAUUACUAG